Striga hermonthica is the source of this 1371-nucleotide messenger RNA. The record is from the annotation of a GenBank genome assembly. Lineage: Eukaryota; Viridiplantae; Streptophyta; Magnoliopsida; Lamiales; Orobanchaceae.
CUCAGAGGGGGUUCAGAUAACCGGAGGACCCGUCCCAGACAAUAUCCAGAAUGCCCAACCUGCGGGAAACACCACCGUGGAGAAUGCCUCGUGGGCCAGAAUGUUUGUUUCUUUUGCCGCCAGCCAGGUCACUUCAGCAAUAACUGUCCAGAACGAUUGCAACAACAACCGCAACAACGUCAACAGCCACAACAACCUCAACAACAGCAACUUCAACAACAGCAGCCCAGGCAGCAACCACCACGACCACAGCAACAGCAACGCGGCAGACAACAGGCUCGCGUUUGUGCAGUUGACCAGAGGGAGGCCGACCAGCACCCAGGUACCAUGUCCGGGAUGAUUAUUCUUAAUGAUGUGCUUGUCUAUGCCUUAUUUGAUACNGGAGCGACCCAUUCUUUUAUAUCACGUCGAUGUCUCGAAGCUAUUGGGGUUCGUUCCACUACCGCUGUCGAUCCUCUCGAGGUGAGUUUAGCCUUGGGAAGAAAGAUAGUGGCUGACGCUAGAGCCACCGAUCUCAGCCUUUCCAUCGGCGGCCGUAUUCUGUUUACUGAUACUUAUGUUAUCGAGAUGAGGGAUUUUGACCUCAUACUCGGUAUGGAUUGGCUAACUCGAUUUCACGCAGAUAUUCGAUGUUAUGACCAAGAGAUUACUCUUUAUCUUCCGGGAGAUGAUCAGAUCACUUAUUACGGCUCCAGGACUCGUACUCUGCCACAUAUUAUUUCUAUGGCGAAAGCCAGAAAGAUUCUUCGACGAGGUGAUUGCCAGGGUUAUCUUGUGAGCCUCGUUGGAGAUAAGUCGAAGGCACGUUCACCUCGUGACAUUCCUAUCGUUCGUGAGUUUGUGGACGUGUUUCCAGACCAGCUUCCCGGAGGUCUGCCUUGUCGACAUGUGGAAUUUUUUAUUGAUCUUAUCCCUGGAGCCGGACCCGUUUCAAAGGCACCGUACAGAAUGGCGCCUAAAGAAUUGCAGGAAUUAAAAACCCAAAUUCAAGAGUUGCUGAAUCUCGGUUUUAUACGACCGAGCGUUUCUCCUUGGGGAGCACCAGUCCUUUUUGUCAAGAAGAAGGAUGGAUCCAUGCGUAUGUGUAUCGACUACCGGGAUCUUAACCGGUUGACGAUCAAGAAUAAAUAUCCACUUCCCAGGAUUGAUGAUUUAUUUGAUCAGUUGAGGGGUGCCUGCGUGUUUUCCAAGAUCGAUUUGCGUUCAGGCUACCAUCAGCUGAAAAUCAAGGAAUCAGACAUACCCAAGACAGCUUUUCGUACGAGAUACGGUCACUUUGAGUUCGUGGUUAUGCCGUUUGGCCUCAGUAAUGCCCCGGCAGUAUACAUGGACUUGAUGAACCGUGUAUUUCAUCCUUUUUUCGACCAGUUC